Daldinia childiae is the source of this 1158-nucleotide messenger RNA. RefSeq lists its product as uncharacterized. The transcript has a single exon. Lineage: Eukaryota; Fungi; Ascomycota; Sordariomycetes; Xylariales; Hypoxylaceae. The record is from RefSeq and is a predicted model, not a curated record. The coding region runs from base 1 to 1158 and encodes 385 amino acids.
AUGCCACCUAUUAACCAUGCUGCCGUCUCAGUCGGCGUUGUCGCCCUCACGGUUGCCGUCGCAGCUGCUGUAGCAGUCUACGAAUCACCUGAACUACAGCGCAUGGCAAGCGACCUCCGACGUCGAAUUGCCAUCGCACUCCACGCUCUCGGCGACAGUAUUACCCCCGCAGAACGAGAGAAUCUUUUCAACAGGCCCGAGGAUGCCGAAGGAUUUUUACAAUCUCGAGGUUUCGGUGCCGAAGGAGAACCGGGUGUCGACGCUGACGAUGAAACCCGUCGAAGACAACGAGAAGAGAUAAUGUACUGGAAUGCCGUGCGCGAGGAAAAGAAAGAAAAGGAACGUAAAGACCCGGAGAAAGCAGACACUUCGCGCCGGCGGCCUUCGACGAGAGGUUCGAGUUUCGAUGACUUCAUGCAACAGGAUAACGCCGCCGAGAAGGGUGCCUUUGUUUUUCAAUCAGGAUCAGAGCCCCAAAAUACCGACGGUUUACUUCGACGACGUGGAGAAGGUGCCCGAGGUCUCGCCCAGUCUGUCUAUACGAAUCCCUUUACUGAUGAGCAUGGAAUCGACGAACACAUUACUUUCGAGAACAGCUUAGUAGACCCCGAAAAGGAUGAAAUCGAGUCGGAUAUUUACAGCGCUAGCACGCAACUUGGCGUUAAGAGCGAAACUUCACAACUUGCUAUUCUAUCACCAGCUCCUACUGACGUUAUCCCGCCGUUAAUCAGCAUUGAGAACCAGGCCCCGGCUACGCAAGCACAACCUGUCCAGACAUCCGAACGAGAAUUAGGCCCUGACGAAUUCAUGACUGCUGGACAAGAGGACAGAAACGAUGCGUACAGUUCUAUCCAGGCUUGGGCUCAUGACGCUUCAUCCGCCAGCUUCUAUUCGCCUCUACCAGUAUCACCUGCUGCGCCUCUUUCGGAUGCCGAGUUCUUGAGUGAAGGUGUUUUGACCCCAACAGACUCCGCUUCGCUAGCAGGGUCAGGUGAGGAUGUUGGAGACGAUGCUGUAUCUGCUAGAUCAUGGACUGAGGGCCGACAUUUCGAUGUUAUGAGCGAUGACGAUGGCAUGAUGACUCCUGCAAGCUGGACUGAAGUCGGAAGCGUUGUAAGCGAAAGUGAUGCUGGCGUAGCGCACGCAGCACAGCAUUAA